CCUGCGAUUUUUGUCUCCAGUCGCGCUACCACGAUACUACGAUACGCUUUGCCUGGAUUCACCAAAUAUACUAGAUUCCUUAUACCGCCAGAAUGUCUCUAGCCGGACCAGCAGGCAUGCCCAUUAACCCCGAGGAGACGGAGAACUUCGAGGACAUUGAGAAGCAAUUCGCCGUUAAAGUCGUCCAGCAUAUGGAAACAUACUGGAAAAUCCUCGAGAAAGUGCCCGGUACCAAGUUGCGACUCACCAAGAUCGACGACGAAAUCUACGAGCACCUUAAGAAAGACUUUCCCGAAUUCGAUGCGUCGGCCACAUUAAACGAGGAUGAGAUGAAGAGCAAAGAAGGCAAGGAACGGUGGCGCAAGUUCAUCGCCGAGUACGAAAAGAAAGUGGAGGACUACAACUUCGGCACAAUGAUACGCGCAAACCCCAAGGAGGAGUACAGCCAAGAGGGCACCAUAUUUGCCGUACGAAUGCAGUUCUAUGCCAUCGAGAUUGCACGGAACCGCGAAGGUUUAAACGACUGGAUCUACGAAAAGGCCCAGGGCAAAUAGACACUGCGUGGUGAAUCUGAAAUAUAUGAACAACAACCGAUCCGACUUACAAGGGAUGCCAAUAGUUUUAUGCAUGUCAAUGUCCGGGCCAUAUCUUGUCCCGCCGUGUGUGCCGCAUGCAAGCAAGCUUGUGUUCUUUGUUCACAAGGGCUGAGCCGACCCGUGAACAGCCAUCAUGCAAGCCAUCCGUUUGGCAACCAAAAUAGAGCUUGCUGGAAUGACAAAGUCAUGGGGGUGUUUCUACAGUUUGUAUCAAUCUUUCUAAGCAUCCCGUAACGAUCACGAU
This is a messenger RNA of Pyrenophora tritici-repentis Pt-1C-BFP, 840 nucleotides long. Its product is annotated as Polysacc-synt-4 domain containing protein. The record is from RefSeq and is a predicted model, not a curated record. Lineage: Eukaryota; Fungi; Ascomycota; Dothideomycetes; Pleosporales; Pleosporaceae. Gene Ontology annotation, cellular component: cytoplasm.